This is a messenger RNA of Artibeus jamaicensis (Jamaican fruit-eating bat), 2128 nucleotides long. Its product is annotated as DNA dC->dU-editing enzyme APOBEC-3F-like. The record is from RefSeq and is a predicted model, not a curated record. Lineage: Eukaryota; Metazoa; Chordata; Mammalia; Chiroptera; Phyllostomidae. Gene Ontology annotation, molecular function: zinc ion binding; cytidine deaminase activity; RNA binding. The transcript has 12 exons. Gene Ontology annotation, biological process: defense response to virus; cytidine to uridine editing; DNA cytosine deamination. Bases 73 to 1866 code for a protein of 597 amino acids. Gene Ontology annotation, cellular component: P-body; cytoplasm; nucleus.
GAGACGUCAGACCAGGGACUUUCCUGAAGUAGGAGCCUUCUGGGCACAAAGGCAGAGCCAGUGCUGGGGACCAUGGUGAGAAGGAAAGUCUCCUGGAAGAAGGGCUACAUCCCGAGGCCCUGGCCCAGCAACCCCAUGAAGAAGUUAUAUGCUGAUUAUUUCAACUUUCACUUCACAAACGAGCUCACCCCCCCAGGUCGAAAUGGCUGUUACAUCUGCUACGAAGUGCAAGGAACCCACUCACUUAUUUCCUUGGACAGAGGAGUCUUUGAAAAUCAGUUCUAUCCAAAGAAGAGAGUCCAUGCGGAAGUCUGCUUCCUGAAUUGGUCCAAGGAGUGGCCCUUGGAGAAGACCCCGACCCCUGGCGAACCAUACCGAGUCACCUGGUACAUGUCCUGGAGCCCCUGCGUGGAAUGUGCCAAGCAGGUGGCCGACUUCCUGAACACACAGAAGUGUGUGCAGCUGCGCAUCACCUUCUCUCGCCUCUACCACUCCAAUAAGCCGGAAUACCGGCAGGGGCUUCGGCACCUUGCUGGUGCCGGGGCCGAGCUGGCUGUGAUGUCUCCAGAGGAGUUUGAAUACUGUUGGGACAACUUUGUGGACAACUGUGGAAGGUCCUUCAGGUAUUGGAAGGGUAUACGUCGAAAUUAUUAUGCUCUGAAGAAGAUGCUUGAAGAAAUCCUCUGCAACCCAAUGCACAGCUUACCUCCCAGGACCUAUAUUUUCAACUUCCUUAACCUGCCAGUUGCCUGUGGGCGGAACAACACGCACCUCUGCUUCCGGGUGGAAGACCAAAAGAACAACUCUCCCAGGUCAUACUACUGUGGGGUCUUUCGAAACCAGUUCUAUCCAAAGAAGAGAGUCCAUGCGGAAGUCUGCUUCCUGAAUUGGUUCAAGGAGUGGCCCUUGGAGAAGACCCCGACCCCUGGCGAACCAUACCGAGUCACCUGGUACAUGUCCUGGAGCCCCUGCUUGGAAUGUGCCGAGGAGGUGGCCGAUUUCCUGGGGAACACACAGAAGUGUGUGCAGCUGCACAUCACCUUCUCUCGCCUGUACCACUCUAAGCCGGAAUACCGCAGCAGGGGCUUCGAUUUUGAAUACUGUUGGGACAACUUUGUGGACAACCGUGGAAGGUCCUUCAGGUAUUGGAAGGGUAUACGUCGAAAUUAUUAUGCUCUGAAGAAGAUGCUUGAAGAAAUCCUCUGGAGCCUUCUGGGCACAAAGGCAGAGCCAGUGCUGGGGACAGAAAUCAGCAGAGAAACAGCCAGGCAAGAGGACGACGUCAUGGAGCCCUGGCCCAGGUUACCUCCCAAGACCUACAACUUCAAUUUCCGCAACCUGCGAGAGGCCCCCGACCGAAACGCCACCUACCUCUGCUUCGAGGUAGAGGAAGAACAGCAUGACUGCCCUGAGGACUACUACUGGGGGGUUUUUCGAAACCAGCCCUCCCACCUCCUAAACGGCUACCUGGAGGAGCCUCUCCAUGCAGAACAGUGCUUCCUCUCUUGGUUCGAUGACCAGUAUCUGUCUCGUCGUGUGAAUUACCAUGUCACCUGGUUCAUGUCCUGGAGCCCCUGCUUAGAGUGUGCAGAGGAGGUGGUCCAUUUCCUGGGGGAGCACGAGAACGUGAGCCUGAACAUCUCUGCCUCCCGCCUGUACAAGUGUGAGGACGAAGACCAGCAGCAGGGGCUUCAACUACUGCACCAGGCAGGGGUCGAAGUGGCCGUGAUGUCUCCAGAGGAGUUUGAAUACUGUUGGGACAACUUCGUGGACCACCGUGGAAGGUCCUUCAGGUAUUGGAAGGGUAUACGUCGAAAUUAUUAUGCUCUGAAGAAGAUGCUUGAAGAAAUCCUCUGCAGGGGAUGACUUCGGGGUCCGAGGGGCCUCCCGAGUGUGUUGCAGGAGGAAGACUGCGUCCCUGGGGAGCCCAGCCCCGCUGUGGGCCCCAGGCUCUGAGUCUGAUUGGAGGGAAAACAGGCUUCUCUCCAGGUCUCUGAAGCCGCCCUUGUCCUGCUCCCAGCUGCAUAGAAAUGCUCGCCUUCUGGCUUUUGGAGGAGACAACUUGGAGAGGGCUUGCUUUUCUCUUCGUUCACUUUGGCCAAAUCCAAUAAAGCUUCUGUGACUCUGG